UAUUAAUUGUUCAAAAUUCUUCUUCGCAGGUUACAGCUAACGGGGAAGCUCAAUCAGUGGAACUAACCAUUAAACAAAAGCAUGGUAGACUGGCUGAGUCUAACAAGAAAGGUGUUAACAACAAAUGGAGGCAGAUUGCUCAGAGAGCCUUUGGUCAGAAAACAAAGCUUUCUGAAAGUUCUGAUAGUGGCGUUUCACUACAGUCUUCAGAGAAGAGCAAGUCGGUUGAGAACUUUGAGCUGGAAGAACUGACUCUAUUACAGAUCCUGGCUGUUAAAGCCCUAGAACUUAGUGCCCCUGCUAGUGACGUAUUACUCCGAAACAGAAGAAAAAAUUGGAUACAACUCUCUGGUCAUGAAGGAACUCUAGCGCCGGCAGGACCAGGGACGAUCUGGAAGAAAGUAAGUGCCGAUGACAGUGAAGUACAAGCUUAUAAAAAGUUAAUGACAGACAUCACGGCAGACGUGGUUCCCCGAUUCUACAGAGAUGUUGAAUAUAAUGGAGAAAACUUUAUUGAAAUGCAGGAUCUUCUUUAUCAGUUUUCAAGUCCGGCUGUCAUGGACAUCAAAAUGGGAACAAGAACAUUCCUUGAAAGUGAGGUACAGAACAGCAAGGCGAGAUCAGAUCUGUACCAGAAGAUGGUUAAAAUCGAUCCUAACGCUCCUACGCCAGAGGAGAGAGAAUCUGGAACUGUUACCAAACUGAGAUACAUGCAGUUUCGGGAAAAUCUCAGUUCUUCGUCAAUCCUAGGAUUUAGAAUCGAAGGUUUUAAGGCUCAACAAAAGACUCAGACCAAAGAUCUCAAACUAGUAAAAACCCGAGAUGACGUCAAGACUACUAUGAAGUUAUUCUUCAGCGGUCAUGAAACUGUAUGUGGUCAAAUUAUAAAGAGACUGAGAUCCAUACGAAAGAAGUUUGAACAGUCUUCCUUCUUCCAGAGUCAUGAGGUAAGUUAG
Messenger RNA from Limulus polyphemus (Atlantic horseshoe crab), 956 nucleotides. Its product is annotated as inositol-trisphosphate 3-kinase homolog. Gene Ontology annotation, biological process: inositol phosphate biosynthetic process. Lineage: Eukaryota; Metazoa; Arthropoda; Merostomata; Xiphosura; Limulidae. The record is from RefSeq and is a predicted model, not a curated record. The transcript is spliced from 7 exons. The annotation marks the transcript as partial. Gene Ontology annotation, molecular function: inositol-1,4,5-trisphosphate 3-kinase activity; inositol tetrakisphosphate kinase activity. Gene Ontology annotation, cellular component: cytoplasm; nucleus.